Budorcas taxicolor (takin) is the source of this 1410-nucleotide messenger RNA. RefSeq names its product cAMP responsive element binding protein 1 (gene CREB1). Gene Ontology annotation, molecular function: protein binding; cAMP response element binding; DNA-binding transcription factor activity, RNA polymerase II-specific. The transcript has 9 exons. The record is from RefSeq and is a predicted model, not a curated record. Gene Ontology annotation, cellular component: nucleus; ATF4-CREB1 transcription factor complex. Bases 162 to 1187 code for a protein of 341 amino acids. Lineage: Eukaryota; Metazoa; Chordata; Mammalia; Artiodactyla; Bovidae. Gene Ontology annotation, biological process: regulation of transcription by RNA polymerase II.
GCCUGUGGCCCGGGCGGCUGGGAGAAGCGGAGUGUUGGUGAGUGACGCGGCGGAGGUGUAGUUUGACGCGGUGUGUUACGUGGGGGAGAGAAUAAAACUCCAGCGAGAUCCGGGCCGCGAACGAAAGCAGUGACGGAGGAGCUUGUACCACCGGUAACUAAAUGACCAUGGAAUCUGGAGCAGAGAACCAGCAGAGUGGAGAUGCAGCUGUAACAGAAGCUGAAAGCCAGCAAAUGACAGUUCAAGCCCAGCCACAGAUUGCCACAUUAGCCCAGGUAUCUAUGCCAGCAGCUCACGCAACAUCAUCUGCUCCCACCGUAACUUUAGUACAGCUGCCCAAUGGGCAGACAGUUCAAGUCCAUGGAGUUAUUCAGGCGGCCCAGCCAUCAGUUAUUCAGUCUCCACAAGUCCAGACAGUUCAGUCUUCCUGUAAGGACUUAAAAAGACUUUUCUCCGGAACUCAGAUUUCAACUAUUGCAGAAAGUGAAGAUUCACAGGAGUCAGUGGAUAGUGUAACCGAUUCCCAGAAACGAAGAGAGAUUCUUUCAAGGAGGCCUUCCUACAGGAAAAUUCUGAAUGACUUAUCUUCUGAUGCACCAGGAGUGCCAAGGAUUGAAGAAGAGAAAUCUGAAGAGGAGACUUCAGCACCUGCCAUCACCACUGUCACGGUGCCAACUCCGAUCUAUCAGACUAGCAGUGGACAGUAUAUUGCCAUUACCCAAGGAGGAGCAAUACAGCUGGCUAACAAUGGUACUGAUGGGGUACAGGGCCUGCAGACAUUAACCAUGACCAAUGCAGCUGCCACUCAGCCAGGCACUACCAUCCUGCAGUAUGCCCAGACCACUGAUGGACAGCAGAUCCUAGUGCCCAGCAACCAAGUUGUCGUUCAAGCUGCCUCUGGAGAUGUACAGACAUACCAGAUUCGCACAGCGCCCACUAGCACCAUUGCCCCUGGGGUUGUUAUGGCGUCUUCCCCUGCACUUCCUGCACAGCCUGCUGAAGAAGCGGCGCGAAAGAGAGAGGUUCGCCUCAUGAAGAACAGGGAAGCAGCACGAGAGUGUCGUAGAAAGAAGAAAGAAUAUGUGAAAUGUCUAGAAAACAGAGUGGCAGUGCUUGAAAAUCAAAACAAGACACUGAUUGAGGAGCUAAAAGCACUUAAGGACCUUUACUGCCACAAGUCAGAUUAAUUUGGGAUUUAAAUUUUCACCUAUGAUGGUGGGAAAAGGACUGGCUUGGCCACAACCAGAAAGACGAAAUAAACAUUUUAUUUUCUAAACAUUUCUUUUUUUCUAUGCGCAAAACUGCCUGAAAGCAACUACAGAAUUUCAUUCAUUUGUGCUUUUGCAUUAAACUGUGAAUGCUCCAACACCUGCCUCCACUUCUCCCCUCAAGAAAUUUUCAGCACCAGGA